CCAUUGAUAGCAAUAUUGGAACGAAAUGCAAAAACAAUAUAUAAUUUUGGCUGGCAACAUUGAUUCACUACCGUCGGUCGUUGCAUCAUCGAUUUAGACAAAAUGUCCAACAAAAACAUUAUUCCUGUGGUCAAGGCUGAGGAGGAGGCCGAAGAAGAAAUGGUUGAUCCCCAGACUCACUUAAGGGAGGUGUGCUCACAGAAACCCGAUGCCCAGAACCACUGGGCCAAGUACCAAGAGUGCAAUGACCGCGUGAACUCCCGCUCCCAGACCGCGGAGACCUGUGAGGAGGAGCUCAUCGACUACCUGCACGUCCUCGACAAGUGCGUCACCAAGGACCUCUUCAAGAGGCUAAAGUAAAUUAAUUAUAAUUUUCUGCCCGAACUGCCACCCAACAGCUAAAGUUAUGUUACAAAGUAAUUGUUUCAAUAGAAUUUGCUGGUACAAAAGGGUAGAUGUAGUUUUAGCAAAUUUAUUUAUGUACCAAGUAUAAGGAUCGACAGAGUUGAAGUUUAUUGUUUAUUUGUAAAUAAAUAAUCGCCGUUUA
This is a messenger RNA of Trichoplusia ni (cabbage looper), 547 nucleotides long. Its product is annotated as cytochrome b-c1 complex subunit 6, mitochondrial-like. The coding region runs from base 103 to 360 and encodes 85 amino acids. Lineage: Eukaryota; Metazoa; Arthropoda; Insecta; Lepidoptera; Noctuidae. The record is from RefSeq and is a predicted model, not a curated record. The transcript has 3 exons. Gene Ontology annotation, biological process: mitochondrial electron transport, ubiquinol to cytochrome c.